GUCAAAAUAAUGAGCGUUUACCUUGCCGUCUCAAUAGUGUUAGCCUAUCUGAUUUUGAUAAAAUGCAUUUAUUACCGACAUCGGCAGACUUUGAUGAAGUCAUUGCGAGAUGUAAUGAGUGAUUUAUCAAUCAGAGUAACGGACGGCUCUGAUAUCAGAGCUCUCGUUAUUACCGCACAUCCGGAUGAUGAAUGCAUGUUCUUCGCGCCAACGGUUUUACGACUGGUUGAUUUAAAGGCUAGCGUUCAUUUACUCUGUCUGUCUGAAGGAAACUACUACAAUCAAGGAGCUCUACGGAAACAAGAACUUCUCAACAGCUGUGCCGUGUUGGGGAUACCAGAAUCCAGAGUCACAAUAAUAGACCACAAGAAACUGCCCGAUGAUCCAAAAGCAGAAUGGAGUGUCUCUUUGGUGUCCUCUCUGAUUGUGAACCACAUAAGAAAUCAUUCCUUCAACUUGGUGCUGACCUUCGAUGGAAGAGGAGUGAGCGGCCAUGCCAAUCACACAGCCAUCUAUAAAGCUGUCAGCUAUAUUGCUGCCACUGGACAAUUACCCAAUGACUGCUGUUUGCUCUCCCUGGUGACCGUCGGCCUCUUCAGGAAGUACAUCUCCCUCCUAGAGCUUCCUGUAAGCUGGCUGCUGCCUUCAUGUCUCUGCUGUGUUAUCGACUCACAGGGCUACAGGCAGGCCAGAGAGGCCAUGUUUUGCCAUCGCUCUCAGCUGUUGUGGUUUCGUCACCUCUACAUUGCCUUCUCUUGCUACAUGUUUGUAAACACUUUCCAAAUGAUCCCACAAGGACCAAAGAACCUCAAGAUCUACUGAGUUCACUCAUCGACAUGUACUGAUCGUUACACUGGGAGGAACUGAGUGAUUACCUUCACACUCUCAUACUGUAGUAGGACUGAAUUACAGAAAUGUUGCAGAGAUGGGCAUUUAAGUUGGUGUUUGAUUGCAGAAAUGUGUGAAAGCAAGCAUUGUGAUGCUACUUAGAAAAUAUCCUUUUUUUGAGUGACUUGUUUUUUGUAAGAAGAUUUCUGUCUCUUCAGAUCCAAAAAUAAUGAAUGUUGACUUUAAAGUGAUCCAACAAAGACCAAAUAUCUUAAAAUGUAUUAUAUGACCUCUUUUAUAUGCACUGAUAAGCUGUUUCCACCAAGCAGUCUGGUUCAGUUUGGUUUGGUUUGGUUCAGUACACUUAUUUGGCUUUUCACUCUUAAAAAUUGGAAAAUGUACAAAAAAAAGGAUCUUCAUCAUCCUGCUUUGUUGGCACCAUUCUGUUGGGGAGCCAUGCAUACCUAUCUGAACCUAAAGAUUGGCAUUAGACUCAAUGCUGUCUAUUGAUCAGUUGAAAGACUCUUCACUUCCUGUGUGACAGCAUUUUAACUGACUCAAACUCAAAAACAGUCCUUGUUUGGACUUAACUGAACAGCUUUCUCCCUCAUUUAUCACAAACAUGUUUUUAAAGGAAACACUUAUGUACUAUUAGUAAAUAAACCCUGAGAGGUACUGGUUAAAAUGUGAUAAUUCAAUACAAGAUGACAGGUUAUGAGAUACCAUUAUGUGUUGUUCAUGAACAAGCUGGUUCUAAGAGCUGGCUCUUCUAUGUGAAUGACAGGAGCUGGCAUCUAUUUGAGAGCUAAUUUCCUUUUGUCCAUUUUUGUUGGUUUAAUACACAGUAAAAAAGAAAAAAAAUUUACUAAACUAUUAAUAGUGAGCUGAGCUAAAUGAUCUGGAUCUCUAAACGAGCUAUCAUUAGGUCAGGAGAGCGAUUCUGGACUCAUUAACCAUAAAAAGAAAGAUCAAGUUUACUCCAUUGAAUGCAUUUUGAUUUUGUAUAGUUUUUUGUGUAUGGCUGCUUGAUCUUGGUCUAAAACUCUGUUAACUGCUACUUACUUUCCUGACCAGGACGCUCUUGAAAAUAGAUUUUUUUAACUAGUUUUUUUCCUGGUUUCCUGGUCAAAUAAGGGUUUAAAAAGUACUGCUUGGUGGAAAUACACUUAUAAUCACUUGUGUGUACAAUUAACUGUAUAAAUGAUCAAAAACUGUGGUGCUGAGCGAACUGACAAAUAUAAAUAGCUGUUUUUCACUGGGAACAAGGGUUUCUUUAACACUCAACUGGCUAAAAUAGCCUAAAAUAUUUUUGUAAGCACCUCCGAAACUUGAGUGUUAAAAACACAAAGUUCUGACGUUUUGCUACUCAAAGCUCCUUCUCUGUCAUUGCACUGUAAAAAACAACAAUUGUGUUUGAUUUAGAACCAAGUUUUUUAUUUUUCAAAGAUGAUUGAAAGUACUGUAUAAUAUCUCUGAUGUACUGAAGAUGAUUAAAGUUUGGACAGAGUA
This is a messenger RNA of Cheilinus undulatus (humphead wrasse), 2337 nucleotides long. RefSeq names its product phosphatidylinositol glycan anchor biosynthesis, class L (gene pigl). The coding region runs from base 10 to 822 and encodes 270 amino acids. Lineage: Eukaryota; Metazoa; Chordata; Actinopteri; Labriformes; Labridae. Gene Ontology annotation, molecular function: N-acetylglucosaminylphosphatidylinositol deacetylase activity. The record is from RefSeq and is a predicted model, not a curated record. Gene Ontology annotation, cellular component: endoplasmic reticulum. Gene Ontology annotation, biological process: GPI anchor biosynthetic process. The transcript has 7 exons.